Molecule: messenger RNA, 8048 nt
Organism: Lymnaea stagnalis (great pond snail)
Lineage: Eukaryota; Metazoa; Mollusca; Gastropoda; Lymnaeidae
Source: the annotation of a GenBank genome assembly
ACUCUGGUAAAAUAACAAUGUCAGUGCUGGCCAAGUGAUACAAUCAGAGUGGCGAAUAUUUACGUAUAUGUGGCUACAUACAUUAGGCCUUUUACUAAAUUAGAAGAGAAACUUAGAUAAGUUUAUAAAAUGUGGUUUCUAUACGUUCUAAGUUGGAUCGCUUUGAUUAUUCAACUUUGCAUCGUCACACUGUCUAUAGGUAAACUAAAAAUAAGGGAUUAGCCUACCAAAAAACCAUCAACUUGACUUAUACUUAUAGUACUUAUACUUAUAUUAAUAAUUUAAUUAAUUACUUUGGUACUUCUUACUUUAACACUUUUACUUUAGAAGUCGUCUAGUAGCUAUUGAAGUAAGCCUACUACUAGAGUCUACUACUCUUCUCAUUAAAAAACACCUUCACUGAAAAAGGUUUAUAACAAAAAUAACAAACAAACUUCCACUUUAAAAAUUCAUAGCUAUAGGCGCCAUAGCUCAAAAUCAAAAACUACUACACUAGACUAGAGUCUAGACUAACUAAACAUGACUAAAGAUAGAAAGUUAAUUUUGUUAACUUUUUUUUUAAACCUCUUAGAUGGAGCAUUUUUUAACUGUCAGUUCCUAAGAAGACAGCCCUUUUCACAACCUCUGCACUUACGUUGCAAAAACAUUUAUGAAAAAUAAACUUAUUACUUUAAAAAUAUAUAAAACUUUUUUGUGUCUGCGCGUGGGGGCGGGCAAAAAAAAAUCUUGGUCAGCUGUGGCCUCUGGGUGACAUUAUCCCUAGCUACGCCAUUGCCUCCUUGACCCAGAAAAGAAGUAGUAGUAGGGACUUUAGGGAAAAAUUCAAUUAAAAAAAACAAAACAGUACACAGUACAUGUCUAUUUUGCUUGUAAAAAUAGCCGAUAGAAGGAAGUAGGGAGGAAGGCCAAAGCCCACUGUAGCAUCACAGGGACAAAAUAGCUGAUAAAGCCAUAGAGUUGAUAGAGCAAACUAACCCUUUUGAGAUGGCUGGGCCGAUCCAUCGGCUCAGGGUGUUAUAUCAAAAAAGGUGAAAGGCUGAUCCAUCAGCCCAGUAAUAAAAGCCUCGAUAUAGGCUAGCUGGUAUUGUACAAGCUAAUCAGAUUGUUUCUCGUAUUUCUUGCUCUAAAUUUUUUAGGCUGCUAAAUAUAAAUUAAAUAUUAAUGAAUUAAAGAUAAAUGCAUCCAGAAAUGAAUAAGGUUAAAUAAAAAUAAAUCAUUAACUGCGGAAAAAAUAAUUAACAAUGACCAAUAAAUCUAUUUUUGGCCCUUCGGACCAACACAUGCUAGAUAUAGAAGUAUAUUAAUAAGACACGAACAAAUUGUGUCAAUAGAACAAUAUGAGUUAGCUUUAAUAAUAAUUGUACAUUAUACAGAAUUAAACGUUUCGGCACAUGCCUUCAUCAGUACAAACAAACACAACACAUUUAAAUAAGUAUAAAUUAAAUUUACAUAAUGUCAAUAUAUAUAUCCUACCUAAAACAGAAAAAAAUUUGUUCGUGUCUUAUUAAUAUAUUUUAAAGCUUUAUUGCAGUCCAACACUUUUUAUAGAUAUAGAAGUACUAUACUAAAGCACACACAAAUUGAAAGUGAAACAAGAUUAAAACAACUGGAAGUCUCGAGGGAGGCAAGAUUUCAUUGCUAUUUUAAAAUAAAAUGAGAUAGAGGUGUGUCGCUAUGCGCAGGAAAGCAUUUAAAGCAUCCGUUUAGGCGCAACUGUUGGGAAUGAAUUAAUGGCAGCUUCCAUUGAUAGUUAAUGGUGUUGUAUCAUUUUAUGUCAACUUAAAAAAAAUUUUUUUUUAAAAUACUUAGUGGCCCCUAUAGAUGCUUAAAAAAUAUGUGACCUUGAAAUAUGCUAAAAGGCUUAAGCAGCCCUCGGAGAAUAAUUUGUACAGCGUUUCUCAUCCCAUCUCAUUCAAAUAUGGGUUGGGACCUAUUUAGGCUUUAACAAUCCUACAAUUAAACAAAAUUCUACAUUAAGACAUGUUUGUUCUAAAAUUAAAAAAAAAAUUCAUGCAUAAAUUAUACAAAUAAGGAUAACUAAUUAGCUUAAAUGUUGAGAUUUCAGUUUGAUACUUCAAGAUUGUAUUAGUUUAUUCACUCCCUACAACAAUAUAUAUAGUUUUAUAUUUUUAAAGUAAAUUAGUUUAUUUUUUUAUAAAUUAUUUUGCAAAGUUGGUGCAGGGCUUGUGAAAAGGGUUCUAUCUUUUUUGCAUAAACUUUUAAAAAAGGCUCUGUCUAAAUAGGGUUAAAGUUAAAGUAUUAGUGUUUUACAUAAAUAAAGAGUUUAAGGUUCAUAGUCAGUCAUGCAUACAGUGCGCACAAUUAAUUUUUUUGGUUCAAACUUUUCACAUUAAAAAUGUGCGCACAGAGACUAGAAAAAUUAAAGGCAGCAUGGAUUAGUGGUUCAGACUCCACUGAGACAUGGAUUGCUUGACCUUUAUUGGCAAUUGUAUUUUAAUACUACUACAAAGGGCAGAAAUAAUUUGUAUUUUAAAAAUAUAUUUCUUAUAACUUAGGCCCCAUUAAAUUUAUAAUAAUUUAAUUUAUAAAUUCUAUUUAGCUGCAGGUCUGUACUAUUUAGCAGAACUUGUUGAAGAGUAUACAGUUAUUGCUGGAAAGUCAAUAAAGUAUCUAGUUUAUGUAAGUAUUUGUAUACUAAAAGCAUCCUGGAAAAAAGCAAAUUAUCGCCUAUUUAAACUUUAAGUUGUCCUACUAACAAGAUUAAUUUGGAAAUUUUAAUAUUUGCUAAUUUGCAUUAUCUUUUAACUUGAUCUGCUAUCCUUAAUCAAUAAUUAGAAUUUAAUUUAUAACUAAAUGUCUGUUUAAUUUUGGUUUUAGUUUUGUCAAAUAGAGUUCUGAAAACUUUUAUAAGUUAUUUUGGAAUUUUUUUUUUUACAUUUUAAUUUUACCACUGAUUUUGCUUGUCCCUUGAUUAAGUUGAUUAAAGAGUGUUUUUCAUUAUCACAUAUACAGUGUACAAUAUGCAUCUACAUUGGCAUGCUGAUAUUUGAAGACUUCAGUAUCCUGAUGAUUGUUGGUGGGCUGUGCAGCUGUGUGGCUCACUUAUUCAUUCUUCAGAAUUUCCCCUAUUUUUUCUUAUCGUCACCAUCUUUUAUCAGUGCAGUUGGUAUGAGAUAAUUUUUUUUUUACUCUGUAUCAGAGACUUUUCAAACAUUUGAUAUAUAUUAAUAUAUAUAUGUUUUGGUUGUUAAUUUUGUUUUAAAUUGCAAACCCAAUAUCAGUUUAAGUAAUUAAAAAUAAUUAAAUAUAUAAUCUGUUUUAAUAAUUAGAUUACUAUUUAUAUUAGCUUUUUAAAAUUUGGUUUUCCUCUGACACAGAUUGAAAUAUUGAUAAGAUGAUAAGCGCCAGUUUAAAGUUCAAAUCAGGAAAAAAAUUAUUUGUCAAAUUUAAAAAUUGUUUUAUUACAAUACCGUAUAUCACCUUUGGUUGAUACACUUGACUGCAACAGCUUCUAAAUAUUAUUGUAAUAUGAUUGAAUUGUAUCAGACUUGAUUAAUGUAAUUUCCAGUUACAAAAACCAGUUUGUUUGUUAGAAGCAGAUUACACAUCUGCAAAGACACUACCAAUUGGGAUUUCAUUCUUUCUAAGUGGCAGUCAACAAAGAAUAAAAAAUUUAAAUUUUUUAAAAAUAACCAUUGUUCCAUGAAAAAUGUAUUAUAGACUUGAUUGUAGCUGACCAACAUAUACGUGUGCCAUAUUUUAUUACACUUACAUCAAGUAUUGGCAUACCAUGAUAUUAAAAAAAUCAUUUAUCUAAGAAUAGUAUGGUAGAACCCCUCUAAGAUGCAAACAUUGGGGUCCAUAAGCUUGCAUUAAUAAUUGGGUCGCAUUAUAGUGGACUUUCACAAUAUUGAGGGCAAACAGCGCUGGGAUUAUUAAAAGCAGAAAGAUAAGUUAAUUUUUUUUAAAAAAGAUAUGUGACUCUGCUGUCGGCUACAAUGGGUGGCUUUUGCUUGAAUUGGCACAUUUACAGCCCUGUAUUUCUUUGGCACAUCUGGGUGACCAAGGUUUUCCCUACUUCAUCUUUGCAUUCAUGUCUGGCUAUGCAUACAUGCCCUAUAAUCCAUACUAUAACAUGACCUUUUCUGUUUCUGUCUGGAUUUUGUCUACCAAAUCCAAGAUAGUAUUUACAAUAGCUGUGUCUAUCCAACCCUUUCCCACUGUCUUAAGGGCCCAGAAAUGAUAAUUACCAAAUGAUAUUUGAAGCUUUAACAAAAACCUAUAAUCUGAUAAUUAUUUUACCAUUCUUGAUGUAUUUAUACACAAUGCACACACACACACACACAUGUAUAUAUAUAUAAGAGAAAUAUAAUGUUUUUGUUUUAAAUGAGAAAGUCUUAUACACUAUGUGAUAGAAACUUGUGUUUCUUAAUUAACAGAUAAUUAAAUUAAUGUUUAAUAUCUGAGGGAAAUAUAUAGAUAGAUAUAUUUUUUUGUUUUUGUAAAUAUUGUUUUUAAUGAUGUUCCAUUAGAAGAAACAAUUUUACUUAGCACUUCUUUUUAUCAUAAGUUAAACAUUCUGUAAGGAUAAUGAGUUUAAUUAUCUUGUCAUUUAUGCAUUGUGUAAUAUUAAUUUUUUUUUUUUUCAACAAAUUUCUUUAUAAAUAUUUUUCUAAUCCUUAGUCCUUCUUUUGGUCAAUCACUACCUGGCAUUUUCUCACUUUUCAACAAACUGGUAUCCAUUCUCAGAGGUAAUUGUGGAGUACAAAAUGUGGCAUAAAAUUGGUGCACAUUGUUGUUUGUUGUGUUUGAUGCAUUUUAUUAGUUAGAACCUUUGUGGAAUGUUUGUUGUCAAGGCUGUUAGGUCAUUUAUGUUUCAGUGACUUUGUAUUUUUUAUUAUGGAAGUGUGUGCACAGCAUAAGAUAAGUAGUUAGAACAAAAUGAUUAGUUAUAUCAGAACUUUUGUAUAGUUAGGUGAUCAUCUAUCUUUUUUGCAAGUUGCAUAAGGUAAAUUAUUAAUUAUAGUUGGCAGUUUAAUAUUUUUAUAUCUACAUUUGUAUAGGCAGGAGAUGUCGAGAGAAUGGCAGGCAGCUAACCACCUAGUUAAGCAGUUACAUUAAAUAAAAGAUGGUUAUCCAGAGGGAUCCUGUUUUAUUUAUAAUCGUAAUAUCGUGCAAAGAACCUGUAGAAUAUUUGUCCCCUAGACAAACAAGAGAGCCUUAUCUUUAAUGAAGUGAAAAUUUAUAGAAGCCACAUCAUUUAUACAUGAUACUGCAGUUAAAUUAAGAAAUAACUAUCUGUAAUGCUUUUCGUUAAAAUAAUUUUUUAAUUAACUAUGAUCAAAUCCAACUGUUUUUUAUAAGGCAGUGAGUGUCUGUACAUUUUUUUUCUCUUUGUUAACAAGGUUGGAAAAAAAGUUAAUUUAAAUCAUUCUUUUAAAAAUGUGUAAAUUAUUAAUAUUAUUUCUUUUUAUAGGUGCUGGCAUACUUCACAAUGUGUUUGUGGUUAGUGCCAUUUGCUUUCUUCGUUUCAUUGUCUGCCAAUGAAUUUGUAUUGCCGACCACAUCCAGUGGUGGAGUUUUAGAACAAGGUAAUAUAUUUGAGGAUUAAAUUUUAAACAAGGUUUGGUUUAUGUUACCUUUCUCUAAACAGGUUUGAUGUAUAUUGUGAUAUAGCUAAAAAUCCUGUUAGAUCGUCUUUUCUACAAGCAGUAUGCUUAUUUCAAGUGACAGAAAAUCUUAAAAUUCUAAAACAAAUGAAGUUUAAAAAAAAUUAAAAUAAAAAGAUUGUUAACAAAAUAAAAUUGUUUGAUGUCUCUUUUUAAGGCUUAGUUAAAAAUUGCCUUUUAAUUUCUCUUUUUUGACUAGGAAAAUGUGUAUGAUGUCCAUUUUUAUAAAUAUUUCAGAUGACAGUGAUGUAGUAAGCAACUAUUUCAGAAAGAAUAAGAAGAAACUGGGCCUUUUGUCAUUCCUUAAAACAGCCCAAGAGAGUGUUCUCCCUCAAAGAAUGCGAAAACAAUUUUAAAAAGAUUGAAAUUAUCAUGCUGGUCAUUAAUUUUUUAUUGUAAAUAGUUUAGUAUGUGACUUUCAAUACAAAACUACACAUCAUAUUGAAAGAGAUUUAUAUUUUAGUAAAGUGAAAGCAUAUUAAGACUUUAAUACAUUUGUCUGAUGCAAAUGCAAUCAACCCUAAAAAUUAGCAAGCACAAUUUAGUAAAGAUUUUUUUGCUCCAAGCAUUAAAAUAUUUAAUAGUCUUCAAAUUAAAAUCAAAUGCUGUAGUGGUUUAGUGAAAAAUCAAAUGCUGAAGUGGUUUCGUGAAUCAUAGUCUUUAUUAUUUUACAUUUUGCAAAAAAAAAUUAUGUAUAAUAUUUGUGCUUUGAAAAUCUAAGGUAAAAAUAAGACAAUUUUAGAAAUUCAUAUUUUGAAUGAACUAUUGAAUUUUUAAACAUUUCAGUGGACUCUUCACUGUGAAACAAAAAAAUUUUUUCUUUCUAUUUUUGUAGUAAGGUUUAUUUUUUUUAAAUGUCAGUUAUUAUAGUCAGUAAUAGAAAGCUAAUUAUAAAAUAGAUACAAAUGUUUGUGUUUUUUAAAAUAUAUUUUUUAAAUUUAUUAUGCCCUCCCCAGGUUUUUUAAUUAUUUGUUUUAGUUUUUGAAUCAGUGUAUUUCUGAGCAGCUUGAAUACUGAUUGCUUUGUGAAUGAUAGUUUAUUAUGAUGUGUUCAUUUAAAUGUGCCUUUUGAUUGCAUGGCAGUAGUGUAUUAUUUGUCGUAACAGCAUGAAAUAGUCAGGUAAUCAAUUAAUAAUCUUUUUUAAAAUAACAAUACAAUUUUUAAAGUGUUUAUUCAUAAUCUAUUCAUUAUGAGUUCCUGAGUGCGACUUGAAGCUUUAAGAAGUGACAAUAUUUUUUGUGUUUAUGAUUAAGUCAAAUAUGUACAUGUGAGGAGUUUUUUUUGUUAGACAACUUGUUCAAGUUAUUUCUAUGAAUUUUAAUCUAAUAUUCUUUUUGCAGAAAAGUGGAUGAGGUCGAUUUAUAUUGUUUUAAUUUAAUAGAAACUAUUUAAAUGUAUGUCAAGGAGUGAGUGCAUCUGGCAUUAAUUUAAAAAAUUACGAAUGAUUUAAGUUAUCUUAAAAUUUCCAAAUAUAAAUUGUGUGUGUUUUGAUGGAUUUCAUAGUUUUAAAGCAAGAAUUCUUCAAUCACUGUUCCCUUGAAUUUUUUGUAUUGAGUUGCUUCUUUUUAUUUGAAAAGUUGUAUUUGUAAAUAUUCAUCUUAUUUACUUUUCAAACUGGUUUAGAAAUAAACAUGUUUGAGAUUUAGUUGCCCAAGUGUUGUAAAUUUGGUUACUUUUCUUAUAAUUAUAGUUUCAGAAAAUUUUAGCAUUAUUUUAAUAAUGUUCCUUUUGUAAAUAAACCUUGAUUAUGUUAAGACAUUGAAUACAAAUGUUUACAAAUGUUUAUAUUUCUAUUUCCUUAUUUGAUUUGUUCUAAAUAUUUAACACUAGUUUAAACACCAGGUUUAAAAAAACAUAUUUUAGAGUGGAUUUGAUUAGCAAAAAAGAAAAAUUAAAGUCAGAAAUAAAAAUUUUAAAGUGAUAGUUACAUUUGAUGGAUAUUUUUCUGUAGGAUGUUGCAGGGUUGAGUUAAAGUGAUAGUUACAUUUGAUGGAUAUAUUUCUUUUGGAUGCUGCAUGCCUCAGUUAGAAAUGGUUUACUAACAAUCAUUUAUUGGUACCAGAGUUGGAUCAUGACAAUACAAUGAAAUGAAAUCCAAAUCCAUUUGUGAGUGUAUUAAUUUGAUAUUUAAAUUAAUGGGUUCAAGUCUCUGUCAUACACUUAUAACUUUUCAUUUAAGUUGUAAGUUGUUUAUAAAUAAUUUGAUAAUCUGCAUUUAAUAAAAAAGACAAACAAAUAUGAUAAAACUCUCACAUCUUUAAAAAAAAAUAAACUCACAUAAUUACCUUUUUAGCAUCUCUUUUCUUGCUUGUUUGAUGUCAUUAGUUAAUAGCUUUGAACAAGCAAUAAUUGUACAAUGAUAACUUUGAGGUAUAAAUUAGAUUAUAAAAUUAUUUAGAUAUUUACACCAAUAAAUAU